Messenger RNA from Fraxinus pennsylvanica, 393 nucleotides. The record is from the annotation of a GenBank genome assembly. Lineage: Eukaryota; Viridiplantae; Streptophyta; Magnoliopsida; Lamiales; Oleaceae.
AUGGCGUCGGUUAAGAAUUUCUACAACCAGGUAAAGGGUUUGAAGGUGAAGGAAUUGCCGGCACACGUCAAGCCCAUGCUGUCGAUUGAUUACUUGAAGAAUUCGGUGAAGCGGGGAACGUCGCCACCUCGAACACCAGCAGCACGCCAAGGAACAGGGUGGCCAUUGAUUUGGUGUAUUUUUAGCUUCAGCAGAAUCUAUUUUGCUCUGCAACUGCUGCUCAGGGAAGUCAUCAAGGGACAGGUAAACAAGAUAAAAAGGACGGCAUUUCCUGAGAGAGUCCUAUCAGCAACUUUUGCUGAUUUCCCUGGCCCGAAAUUAAAAUGGGAGAUGGCAACAGCACCCGUGCCUCGUCUUGACGGUGCAGCAAUUCAAAUAAAAGAUCUUCUAUAG